GCAGUUAUAAGUGUGAUAGUGCACGGAAUAGAAUAUACAAGACUGUAUACUGGACCUCAUUGCUACUCCAAACUUUUCUAAAGUUCAAAUAAAAUUCUUGAUUGUUGUCACUUCUUGGAUGGGAAGCACCCAUGCUAUUCAUGAGGAUUCUGACAGUAUUUGGAGUGAAUAUAGGAGCAGAGUUUUGAAAUUCAUAGUUGUGAAAAAACGUGUGUUUUGAAUCAUCUACUCAGUAAUUUAUUGAAAGGAUUUUGAAAAAGAUGUGAUCGCUUAGGUCUCAGCAAACCUGACAACUAUGGGAAGCUUCAUGAAAUCAAGAAUGCAAGGCUCAACUCUCAGUGAUGUGAAAAUCAACUAAAAAAAGGAAAAUGUUGACCAGAAAAGAAAAUUGUACCCAAAAACUCUGCUUAGACUUCAGACUUGGCAUCAUUUUCGGAGUUUUUCUCAUCUUGAAUCCCAGUAUCUCCAAUGGGUCAUCCGAACCACAAAAUCAGGGAAUUGACGGUUACAAAGGGGCCAGUACAGAAAUAACUGAGAAAUAUCAUUGGUUACCAGAAGAUCAGAAAGCAAAAGAUGGAUUUGGAGAUAACUUACCAAGUUGGAGCAAAUGGUCAUCAUGUGAUAAAGCGACCUGCUCUCAGAAACGCUCUCGCAAGUGUAAGCAACACUCUGACACUGCUCUAUGCAAGGGAGCCAUAAUUGAGGAAAGAAGAUUCUGUUCAGACAGUCAUCAAUGCAGAACAGCCAGCGAAACUCAAAAGGGGCCAGCCAGUCUAAAUGUCAAGGGGAAAGCCAUUUUCAAAAACAUGCCUUUUCAAGUGGUGAAAAGAACAACAAAGAAAACAUUGAAAAGCAUGCCCAGUGAUGCCACAAGAAGGAAACAAAAAACAAGACGGAAAAUGUACAGCCGAUGGAGUCAUUGGACCAUGUGUAGUAAAUCAUGUACCACUCAGCGGUUUAGAUGGUGCAAAAAAGCAUCAGUUUGUGGCAACGAAGUGUUGCAAGAGUCGGCACUCUGCUACAUUGAGGGCAGCUACUGCGAGAGGUGGAUUCAAAAACGACUUGCAGAAUCGACGUCACAACAAGAACUUAUAAGCAAUACAGCAAAGAUCAACACAAUCAUUGAAAGCACUACUAAACCUCCAUCCCGUCGACCAAUGAGAGCUCCCAGAGAGGAGACAAACAAUUCGGACUGCGGAUACACUUACAACUAUUCUUCCACAUCCUCCUCCUCCUCCUCCUCCUCCUCCUCCUCCUCCUCCUAUCCGUUGGAACGAUGGAAUAUGCUGAGAAUAAUAGGAGGACGACCUUCAAGAAGAGGAAAAUGGCCCUGGCAGGUGGCAUUACUCAACAGAUUUAAGGAGGCAUUCUGUGGUGGCACCUUAAUCUCCAGCAUGUGGGUGGUGACAGCUGCUCAUUGUGUGAGGAAGAAGCUCUACAUUAGACUGGGAGAGUACGACCUCGCCAUCAAGGAAGGAUCCGAGCUGGAAUUCAAGGUUGAAAGGGCAAUAAAACACCCCUACUAUGACUCAGAAACAGUCGACAACGAUAUAGCACUUUUAAAAUUUGGCACCACUGGCAGAGCUCCUAGCGGCCAUUUGCCGAACCCCGUUUGCUUGCCACGUGGCUACCAGGCGCUUCCCCCCACCUCCACGCUUUGCACCAUCAUUGGCUGGGGAAAACGGAAGGACACUGAUCACUAUGGCACUGACAUUCUGCAUGAGGCACAGGUUCCUAUUGUAUCAACUGACGAGUGUCGUGAGGUGUAUGAAGAAUACAGAAUAACGGACAACAUGUUCUGCGCCGGUUACAGGGGUGGCCGCAUGGACUCGUGUUCAGGAGACUCGGGUGGUCCCCUGCUCUGCAGAGAGUCAGCCGACAGUCUGCGGUGGACCAUUCACGGCAUAACCAGCUUCGGGGAGGGUUGCGGCAGGAGGGGAAAGUUCGGAAUAUACACCAGGAUGUCAAACUAUGUCAAGUGGACCAAAUCUGUUAUGCGCCAGUAUUCGUAAAGGACGUCAAAAGAUACCUAACUAUUAUUAAAUUAGCUAUUUAAGAC
Messenger RNA from Nilaparvata lugens (brown planthopper), 2059 nucleotides. RefSeq names its product coagulation factor X. Gene Ontology annotation, molecular function: serine-type endopeptidase activity. The transcript has 12 exons. Gene Ontology annotation, biological process: proteolysis. The coding region runs from base 369 to 2012 and encodes 547 amino acids. NCBI's taxonomy places the organism in Eukaryota, Metazoa, Arthropoda, Insecta, Hemiptera, Delphacidae. The record is from RefSeq and is a predicted model, not a curated record.